Messenger RNA from Porites lobata, 1859 nucleotides. NCBI's taxonomy places the organism in Eukaryota, Metazoa, Cnidaria, Anthozoa, Scleractinia, Poritidae. The record is from the annotation of a GenBank genome assembly.
UGCAAAGAAUGGGAAUUCCUUGUAAGGGAAGUGUUUGGCUGCAACCUGGGCACUGGUGAUUAUGGCCACAUCACCACUGAACAUGCCAGCAUGCUGUUUAGAAACCACCUCAGCUUGAGGGAGUAUUCAAAUCAAGGCUUUGAGGCAGCACACUCAUCACAGUGUCAGUUAUAUUCAAAGGCUACUUCCCAUGACAGGCAUGGUCAUGCUACAUCAAGUUAGUUUUAUAUUUUACUUUUUAUUAUUAUUACUUUUAUAUUAUCAUACAUCUCAACACUACAGUACUUGAAACUAAUAAUUUAUCACCUACUUAAAUAUUGUUAGAACUAAACUAAAGUACAACUCUUUUUAUAGAAAGGUUAGGAAGCUCAACAUUUCAUUUUCACAUUGUUUUGUGAUACCACAGAUGAUGCAUAGUUCAUAAGGACACGAAAAGCUCUUGAAUUUUAACUACCCUCUUAAAAGCUCCUGAAUCUAAGUGGAGUCAAUGGAAAAUCCUUGAACUUUAAAUCUUGUUUUGAAUAUCCUUUAAUCUUAAGAGUUUUCGUUGUUAGCAAAAUAAUUUCCUGUUGGAGAACAUCCAUAGGUAUUAAAAAUACCUUUAGCAUCAGUUUUUCAUGGGAUUACUGCAAACUGUAAACUGCAGUCUGCAGUCACCCAUUUGCAGUUCUUUAGGCAGACAUUCAUUGUUUAUCACCAGCUCUAACUUAGCACAUCAGAGGGUGGUGUAGAAAGCUGCUUCGUGCUUUUAAAUGUAAGGCUGAACAAUAAUAUUAUUGUUAGUGGCAAAAACAUUGCUGUAAGUCACCUACUGCUGUAAGCCUUUCCUGCCAUUCGAACUUGAACUGCAAACUGCAAACGCAACCAGAAGAUUGACCAGUCAACUUUCUUAUAUUUGAGACCUGUUUGCAGUGUCCCAUGCAUGAAAAACCUGAUGCUAAAGAUCUUUAUUAAAAUUUAAAUGCCAAUUUACAGUUAGUAUUGAAGUCAUUGUUCAAGGCAUACCAUUCUUAGUAAAAUUAAUCAGUGUUUGGGAGUUACACUGUACAUGUUCUUGAAUAAUAUGUAUCUUAUUGAUGUGUGAAAACUAGAAUCCAUUGGGGGAAAAGGCAAAGUCUGGUUUAAUCACAUGUUCUUGUUGGUAUUGAAGUUGUUGGCACUUUUGAUUAAUCAACUUUAUUUCAUUAUAUUAAGUCCAACAGAUUUUGCAACAUUUCUUUUGUGAAAAGUUACUGUUCCUGCGGCUUUGCUUCAGAAUGGCUAUAGAGAGCAUGGAAAAAUAAUGGUGAUUAUCUUCUAAAAUGUUUGCAGCUAGAAACUUUAUAUAAUUGAACUUCUUUUUAUGUCAGUCCCUUAGAUGUGUAGUGAAAUGUAUUCUCCCUUGUUGAUCGAGACGUUAUGUAAAAAACUGAGAGUUGUGACAUAUUUCCAUAAAAAGCGUACACUAUAUUCAAUCGGUCGGCUACGAAGUUUAGAAAAAAUGCCCCCCAAGUAUGCAGUUUUCUCAACAGUUUUGUCCAAGAUUGUAGCACUGUUAGUAUUAAUACAACCCCAUGACAUGACCAUUGUGUAUCAAGGGUGCAUCAUUAUUGCAUCAGAUUACUGCAUCUCAACUGACUGAAUGUUCCUUAGCAUGUACAGCACACCCAGUGGUUUGUGUUCUUGCAUAAUAGUCCUCCCUUAAAAAGAAUACCCCCUUACUCUUUGUGAUGUGACUACCUAACCUGUUUUCCUUAGAAACUGGAAAAGAAGUUCAGAGAAGACUGGAAUUCUGGCUGGGCAGACUACGUGAAAUCGAGGAAAGAUAUGUGGAGCUGUCAGAGAAGUGUGUUGGUGGGUCGGUUGCUAAAGGGAAAUGA